Ilex paraguariensis (yerba mate) is the source of this 405-nucleotide messenger RNA. The record is from the annotation of a GenBank genome assembly. Lineage: Eukaryota; Viridiplantae; Streptophyta; Magnoliopsida; Aquifoliales; Aquifoliaceae.
AUGGAGUUGUCAACCUUUGCUCCUCCAGAUUGGUUUGUUCUUCCAUUACCUUCUUUAAUGUGGAUGCUAGAUUUAGGUUCCAUACCCACAACUGGAUUGGAUUGGUCGGCCUCAACCUCAGAUGGGGGAGCUUGUGCAGAGCUAGAUUGUCGUACUAGGGUAUUUACUUCCCUGGACAUAACGGUGAAGUUGAUAGGGGGAAAGUCGGUAGAUUGCAUAAAUGGCGAGAUUAUGAGGUUAUGGUGUAUGAGGACAUUAGAGAUUAGGGGAGUGAAGGCUGAUCCCACAUGGUUUGGAGAUGGGGAGGUGUCCAUUGUGGCUCCAGGCCAGAACCAACAACGACUCUGUUCUAAUCGACGAUCUGUAGUGGGUGAACAGAUCUGGAUGAGGGUGGUGGAAAUAUGA